Messenger RNA from Fusarium sp. VM40, 3006 nucleotides. The record is from the annotation of a GenBank genome assembly. Lineage: Eukaryota; Fungi; Ascomycota; Sordariomycetes; Hypocreales; Nectriaceae.
AUGAGUAAUGCAACUCAACCUCAUGUGCCGGUGCACCCACCACCAUACUCAGAAACGAACCCCCGACGCCGAGAGGAAUGGGAAGAAUGGGAGGACGAUGAGCCUGUCACACCGAUCGAUGCCGGCGAGCAAGUCUUUCCUUCCCCUUUGAAUGUAUCAUCUCGAAACUCGAAGCAUUCGGCACGACGAUCAUCGAAGGCCUCCACUUCUAGAGCCAACCGGGUCAAGUCGCGACAAAGACAAAAAGCCCAAAACGCUAGGGCUGGUAUCAAGCUUAUCACGGACAUGUCAUCAUUUCGGCGCCAAAACUACAUGCCAACUCCAGUGGGGCGCACUGGCAAGUUCGUGGACGCUGCUGCGUUGAAGGCUUUGGAAGGAGAACCAACUUCGGCCUCAGUAGGAAACUGGAAUUGGUUCAAGAAGAACAAAGACCAAAGCCCAGCAACAGCUUCGCCCCAGUCAUCUGCCCAGCCAGCUCGUACUCCGGACAACAAGUUGUCACCGAAUGAUAGACCUAUCGUCAUUGGGCUGGCCUUUUCAUCUGAAGAUGCCGCCAGCUCUUCUCGGUAUGAUACCACCCCAACGCCCAUUGAACCACCAACACACCAAUACCUACCUCGGAACCCUGCUCUGAACCUGUCUCCCGCUCCUGUUCAGCAGAAGUCUGUUUGGUCACCCGACACGCCUGAUACUGUGUCUUCAUUCAGUACUAUCCGCCACACCUCGAGUAUCUACUCUCAGUUCCCAGCCCCUGGCACGACAACGAUAGGCAACGUCCCGCCUGUACCAGCAGUUCCAGCAAACUUCAAGAAAUCAGCUCAUCAGAGACUCAUCAGCCUGGAACUGGGUAGCAGAACCCCAGAUGACUCUGAUGGUGGUACUCCAUGCACACUUUUUGAAGAAGACGGCACUUCGAGCCCACACAAGCAACCAAAGGGCAAGGCAUCAGCACUGACGCCCGAUAGUGCCGCUUCGAAGUCCCGUGGCUGGUGGGAUCAUCAUGUUGUCACUCCCUUCAUGGAUAGCAGACUCACAUUCACUACCAGCCCAAAGGGGUAUACUGAUUCACCAAAGAGUAUUCGAGGGGACGAAUGGUGGAACAAACAGGAGAUAAAGGCUUCACAUGGGGAAUAUCUAACACCGAAGUUGAUUUCUGGUCCCUUUCAAACUCCCAUCGUAAGAGCACCAACACCACGCCGGACCCCAUCACCACGUAUCGAACAUACUCAAGAGAGUGAGUCUGGCCCUUCUACGGCGAGAGGAUCUCCCAUUCUUGAGGCGACACCCAUCUCCGAGAAACCAAAAAUUCUUAUAACAGAGGAAGAAGACGGCGUUGGGGAACAACUGCCUGCGUACUCGCCUCAAGAGAAGAAGACUCAAACAGCUCCAGUCAAAUACAAACCCGUCUUCCCACCUGGACAUCCUCUUCAAAGCCAGUUCCCGCCAUCGCCUGGUCCUAUAUCACCAGGACUCUCUUCUACCAUGUCCUCCCAGCGAGCUGACCAAAUGACCGAUAUCCCGCUCACACCUGCCCCUCGAGACAACUUGCGUCUUUCACAGAUGCCACUUCCAACACGGCCGCUGGGUACCUCAGUACCUCGUGAGUACUCGCAUGGUGAUGCAGACCAUGCGACCAAGGCCGAGCGUCAAAGGCGUCGUAAUGAGAAAGAAGAGGCAGUUGCUCGCCGCUUUGGUGGGGCUUGGAGAGGCAGAGGAUGUAUUCCCAAGAGUGGCUGCUUUGGCCGAACAGGACGUGAGGGUCGUCAGCGCCGCCGAGUUUGGAUGAUUGUUCUAGGGGUUCUUCUCGCCAUCAUCGUUCUGUCAAUCACAUUGGGUGUUGUUCUGACCCGUCCCAAACAUUCGGAAGAGGCGCCAUCAAUCUGGGUGAACUUGACAGAUUUCCCACCCAUGCCAACAGGAGAACUGUCGGUCGUUGGGCCGGACAAUGUUAUGGCCAGGAGCGGCUGCACUGAACCAUCAACUUUGUGGAGCUGCUCUUUGCCGAAGGAACAGCACGACUCGGUGAAGCCUUAUAAACCAGACCAGCCCACCAUCCUCAUGCAGAUCCAGUGGGAUAACAGCACCCGCGAGAACUGGAAGGUACCUAAUGAGGACCCGCCUGCUCUGAAGAGCCGUCGAAGUAUGGGGAGUGCGGCAUAUGCUGGAAGCACAAUUCGAGCACGGCAGACGCCCGACUUUGAGCCUAGCCCUGAUCCACCCAAGUUCCAAGAGAUGUGGUUUCUAGGAAAUACUUCGGAUGGCAUCAAGUCUGAUGAUAAGGCUGGUGAAGCAACACCCUUCUACAUCAGCUUGAUCGACUCGAUCGACUCGAUCGAUCGCAAGGAGCUUACCAAGCGGCAAGAUACAACAAACGAGAAUAUCAGUCUCCCUGAAGUUCUUCCAUCGCCUGAACUCACAGAGGAUGGUAAGCCUAAACCUGCUGUCUUGCUUCCCCAACCGACGCAACAGCCAGUGCGGCUCUAUGACCGUGGACUACCAACCGAGCACUAUGGCUUUUACACUUACUUUAAGCGAAGCCUUUUUGUCAAGUCAAUAACGGUUGUUCGUAACGAGAGUCAAAAGGUUCCCUUGGACGAAUCUGGCGGCAGCAGGGAGACAGAGGCUGACUAUGUUGUAACAUGGAGCGAGACACGAUUGCUUGUUCAAAUUUGGACUCAGUCUUUGGCCACGAACACAUCAAAGCUGGUUGAUCCUAAGGGGCAAGGCAGCAUAGAUGGUUCAGCGGAGCUCAUUCGACCGGGGACAAUGCCAUACCCAGUAACAGUGACCAUGGACACGCACGGGGGAGACCCAGGAAAGAAGUUCGUCUGGGCCUGGCCGAUUGAUGACAAACAGAAUAUUGAUGAGGAUAACCCCAAACUGCUGGCCAACAACAUGGCAACCAGUGGCACGUGGAUCAACAAGCGAUCCCGCGGCGAUGAAAAAUUUGGCGGAUUCGACGGCGGGACCGGAGGAUGUCAAUGCCAAUGGGUGAAUUGGGUAUGA